Sorex araneus (European shrew) is the source of this 921-nucleotide messenger RNA. RefSeq names its product vomeronasal type-1 receptor 4-like. Gene Ontology annotation, biological process: G protein-coupled receptor signaling pathway. The transcript has a single exon. Gene Ontology annotation, molecular function: pheromone receptor activity. The coding region runs from base 1 to 921 and encodes 306 amino acids. Gene Ontology annotation, cellular component: membrane. NCBI's taxonomy places the organism in Eukaryota, Metazoa, Chordata, Mammalia, Eulipotyphla, Soricidae. The record is from RefSeq and is a predicted model, not a curated record.
AUGCUAUAUGUCAACAGCUUUCUGCAAAGAAAUAAGCCAAUAAAUUGGAUAUUUACCCACCUAACUUUUGCCAACAUGAUGACAGUUUUAUUCUCUGUGAUCCCAGAAUUACUAUUUUUCUUUGGAAUAAGAAACUUUCUAAACGACACUGGUUGUCAGGCAGUUUUGUUCCUGUACAGAGUGGGCCGGGGUCUUUCCCUCUGUACCACAUCUUUCCUCGGUGUGUUUCAAGCCAUCGUGAUCACCAACAACUAUGCUCAGUGGGCGUGGCUCAAAUCAAACAUCUAUACGUGUAUUUUUUCUGCCUUCCUCUGUUUCUGGGUACUCAACAUGUUGAUAUAUAUCCGGGUCCUCUUGGUAGUGAAGGCCCCAUUCAACAUUACUGGAAUUAAAGAAGUUUAUAACCAAAAAUAUUGUAUGGCACGUGAGGUAGAGAAGAUGGGAGCAUCUGCAUUCCAGGGAGGAAUGAUUUUAAGAGAUGUCUUGUGUGUGCUCCUCAUGAUCUGGACCAGCAUGCACAUGGUAAAGUUCCUCUUAAACCAUCACAAGAAUGUCCAGCACAUCCUUAGGCACAGUCUCUGCCCACAGUCCUCUCUUGAGAUCAAGGCCACCCACACCAUCCUGGCCCAAGUCAGCUGUUUUGCUUUAUUUUACUGGACCAACUGCUGCCUUACCAUUUAUUUAACAUACAGUUAUGAGGUCCAAGAGUUAGAAAACAUCGCUAUUUUUGUCUCCUCCUGCUACCCAGUGGUCUGUCCUUUCUUGCUGAUAAAAAACCUUCGAGGCCCCUCCCUGAAAUGCACCUUCAUGAAGAUGAGGAAAUCUCCACAAACCACUGUGGUCAGAGACUUGAAUAUCUCUCACACCAUCUCUGACACAAAGUGCUCAGGACAGAAAAAUUCCACUGCAAAGGUUAAGUGA